This is a messenger RNA of Aspergillus thermomutatus, 1593 nucleotides long. Its product is annotated as putative amino acid permease family protein. Gene Ontology annotation, cellular component: membrane. The transcript has 2 exons. The record is from RefSeq and is a predicted model, not a curated record. Gene Ontology annotation, biological process: transmembrane transport; amino acid transport. NCBI's taxonomy places the organism in Eukaryota, Fungi, Ascomycota, Eurotiomycetes, Eurotiales, Aspergillaceae. Bases 1 to 1593 code for a protein of 530 amino acids. Gene Ontology annotation, molecular function: transmembrane transporter activity.
AUGGACGUGGAAAACAUCAAACCGGUCGAUUCGGUCGACCAGAGCGUGCAGGAUGCGCGCGAUCUCGCCACCAUGGGCCACGACCAGGCCCUGACCCGCAAAUUCGAUCUGUGGAGCAUGCUCGCGCUUGCGUUCUGCGUCUUAGGAACGUACUCCACUUUCGCGCAAGGUCUCAGCAGCGGGCUCACCAACGGCGGCCCCAUCACUAUCCUCUGGGGUCUUGUCCUGGUGACCGCGUGCAAUCUCUGUGUUGCCGUGUCGCUGGGCGAAUUGACGAGUAGCAUGCCCACGGCGCUGGGACAGGCGUACUGGGUCUACAGGCUGUGGCAUACGCCGACCGGGCGCUUCGUCUCGUACCUGUGUGCGUGGAUCAACACGUUCGGGUGGUGGACGCUCACGGCGUCGCAGAUUGCGUUUAUGACGGAGUUUCUGCUCGGUAUGAAGGUCAUGUUUGACGAUAGUUGGGCUGGGGCCGGGAUCGGCUGGCUGCAGUUUGUGAUCUAUCUGGGGCUGGUGCUGGUGCUGACGGUGGUGAAUGUUGUGGGCUGUCGACGGGAGAAGGCCCUGCCGUGGUUGAAUGGGUUCGUCGGGGUGUGGUUCAGCGCGCUGUUUGUUGUGCUUUCGCUUGCGCUGUUGAUCUCCGUCGGGACCAAGGCCGAUCUGUCGUUUCAGCCGGGACGGUUUGUCUUUGGGGCGUGGCUCAACCAGACGGGGUGGAGCGACGGGGUGGUGUGGUUUACUGGGUUGGUGCAGGCGGCGUAUGGGCUUACUGCGUUCGACGCGGUCAUCCACAUGGUCGAGGAGAUGCCGGCGCCGAGGACCAACGCGCCGAGGGUGACGUAUCUGGCGGUGCUGUUCGGCGCCAUCACCGGGUUCAUCUUCAUGGUCGUCUGUCUGUUCUGCAUGCAGGACGUGGACAAGGUCGUCGAUUCGCCCAGCGGACUGCCGUUCAUCGAGCUCAUGCUCGAGACGGUCGGCCUCAAAGGCGGCGCCACUCUGCUCGCUCUGUUCAUUUUCAACGGCGUCGGACAAGGCAUCAGCAUCCUGACGACUGCAUCCCGGCUGACCUGGGGUUUCGCCCGGGACGGCGGUCUCCCCUGGAGUCGGUACCUGACGGUGGUCGAUCCCGCCUGGAAGGCUCCUGUGCGCGCGCUCUGGGCGCAGGGGGUUUUGAUCGCGCUGGUUGGCGUGCUCUACCUCUUUGCCAACACCGUCCUCGAAGCGAUCCUCAGCGUCAGCACCAUCGCCUUGACCAUCUCGUACGCCCUGCCGAUCGCCGCACUGCUCUUUGCGGGCCGGGACCAGCUGCCGCCUGGGCCCUUCCGCCUCGGCCGCUGGGGAACGACGGUCAACUGGAUCAGCAUCGUGUACUGUGCCAUCACGACGGUCUUCUUCUUCUUCCCCGGCUCGCCCAACCCGGCCCCGGGAGACAUGAACUACGCGAUUGCGGUCUUUGGGGUGAUGCUCGUGGUGGCGGUCGGGUUCUGGUUUGUGCAGGGGAGUCGGACGUACCUACAGACGGAGGAUGCGAUUGCGCAGCUGAUUCUCGCGCAAGGUUUAGAGCUGGAGCCGGAGCCCCAGAAAAAGAUGUGA